CUGAACGUAUAGUCAUCAGGCUGUACAGUGUGACGUAUGCUCCAUGCAAGAUGGCGGCCAUUUCAGCUUUGCAGGCGUACGGAUCUGACUCCGAGAAUUCGGACAACGAAAGCGACUCAGAAACAGUUCAGGCAGCAAAACCCGACGAUAUUGCUCAUCUCAAACCCCUUGAGGACGGGAGAAAACUCUCAGCCCUGAAAACCGUGGCGAAGAUCAAUGCUGCGCCCGACGUCAUCACGAAGGAUGAUGUAAAUCUUGUGAAACCUGUAGACUUGGGUACAACCAAGGAGGUGGCCUAUAACCCUACCUACGACCAACUGUUUGCCCCACAGAUUGGUCCAGUCAAUCCCUUCAAGACCCAGCAGGAUUCAGCACACAAGAACACACUGUCAGGGUUUGUGGAGGAGGCUCACGUCAACGAUUUCACAUUUGAAGUACAGAGAAGAACCUUCCAUAGCUAUGGCUAUGCAGUGGACCCAUCACAUGACUCAGCUGGCAUCCAGACACAAAUCAUUGGGGACAAAGAAGCAGCAGAGGUCAAUAAGUCUGUGACAGUAUUUGAAGCCAAGAAAGCCCGACCCUCAGACAAGAGAAAGCGAGUGCGUGCUACUGAACCUGAGGACAUUGAAGGGUUCCAGGGGCCAUGGGGAGGGUAUGUGGAUGAGCAGACUGUAGCCAAGCCUUCAGAGGAAGAGCAGAAGGAGCUGGAUGAGAUCAUUGCUAAGCGACAGAAGAAGGGAAAGAAAGAAGAGGAGAAGUCUGCAGAGGAGAAGACACAGCUGCAUGUGAAGGACAUGUACGACUAUCAGGGUCGGUCGUACCUCCACCCGCCACAGGAUGUGGAGGUCAAUCUGCGGUCCGAGGAGCCGCCAGAAAAAUGCUUCAUCCCAAAGAAGCACAUCCACUCCUGGUCAGGCCACAGCAAGGGCAUAUCCUGCAUCAGGCUCUUCCCCAAGUCUGGGCACUUGCUCUUGUCUUCAUCUAUGGAUAGUAAGAUAAAGAUUUGGGAAGUCUACAACAAGAGAAGUAUGGUCCGUACAUAUAUUGGUCACAAGCAUGCAGUCAGAGACGUGUGUUUUAACAAUGACGGGACCCAGUUCCUGUCAGCUGCCUACGACAGGUACAUCAAACUGUGGGACACUGAGACAGGAGCGUGCAUAUCCCGUUUUACCAACCGUAAGGUGCCGUACUGUGUCAAGUUCAACCCUGAUGAAGACAAGCAGCACAUCUUUGUGGCAGGAAUGUCGGACAAGAAGAUUGUACAGUGGGACACGAGGUCAGGGGAGAUAGUACAGGAGUAUGACAGACAUCUGGGUGCGGUCAACACCAUCACAUUUGUGGACGAGAACCGAAGAUUCGUGACCACUUCUGACGACAAGAGUCUUAGAGUCUGGGAAUGGGACAUCCCUGUUGACUUCAAGUACAUUGCUGAACCAGGGAUGCAUUCCAUGCCAGCUGUCACCCUGUCUCCUAAUGGCAAGUGGCUGGGUUGCCAGUCCAUGGACAACAAGAUAGUGAUCUACGGAGCCCACAACCGCUUCAGGCUCAACAGGAAGAAAGAGUUCAAAGGUCACAUGGUAGCAGGUUAUGCUUGUCAGAUGGACUUCUCUCCCGACAUGAGCUAUGUGGUGUCUGGUGACGCGGAUGGAAAGCUGUUUAUCUGGGACUGGAAGUCCACCAAGUUGUACAGUAAGAUCAAGGCCCAUGACGGAGUGUGUAUCUCCUGUGUCUGGCUGCCUCACGAGACUUCCAAGGUCAUCACUGCAGGCUGGGACGGACUCAUCAAGCUCUGGGACUAGAGUUUUGGCACUCGUGCUGAUGUGGAAUUGAUCCUCAACUUUUCUAUCAAACCUUUUUUUACAUAAUAAACUUUUUUGGCCCCCUUUUUUAAUGUAAACUUCUUAUAACAUUCUACAGUUUGUAUUUUACCAUUGAUACAUCCAUAUACCUGCUGUACAAGUCUGCUGAAUGUAACAUAUUUCUUGUUUCAAAGUAACACAGACCAAUUGUCUUUGCUGGAGAAGCACAAAAUUUACCUCUGCCCUUAGCUCUACCUGUACCUGUGUACAUUCCAAUGUGUGUAAUUGUUGAAAAAAAAAGAUGUAGGGAAAGUUUAAUGUCAAGUAUGUGCAUGUAGAUAAAGAUAAUUGAUCAUAGUUAUCAUUUUCUGAACUAUCAGUAUAGCAUAAUUGUUUCAGCAUACAUGAGUUCUGUAAAAUGCUUCGUUGAUACUUUUUGAUUAUGCAUUUUGAUAGUCAAAUGAGUGUCAUAUAGAAAAGACUUGGUAUACUUUUUUACAGUUGUUGUUAGGUCUGUCAAAUUGUUUGAAGAAACAGUCUUUGAAUUAUAAAUGAUUGUACAUCUAAUUUUGUGUUCACCAUAAAAAAAUUCCAAAUGACUGGAAAGAAGUCUUUUGAUUUGGACCUCCACAAGAAUUUGUAAUGAUUAUGCUGUGGUUCCUUUCUGGUGCCUAGUGGCUUUUAGGGUAGAAAAUCAGUAAGGAAAGAUCUGCGAAGUAUUUCUGUACAUGAUAUGCUAAUGUAAAUACUU
This is a messenger RNA of Branchiostoma floridae (Florida lancelet), 2550 nucleotides long. Its product is annotated as pre-mRNA-processing factor 17-like. Bases 51 to 1799 code for a protein of 582 amino acids. Gene Ontology annotation, molecular function: protein binding; mRNA binding. Gene Ontology annotation, biological process: mRNA splicing, via spliceosome. The record is from RefSeq and is a predicted model, not a curated record. The transcript has 14 exons. NCBI's taxonomy places the organism in Eukaryota, Metazoa, Chordata, Leptocardii, Amphioxiformes, Branchiostomatidae. Gene Ontology annotation, cellular component: catalytic step 2 spliceosome.